AUGCGUUGGGAUUUUUGCCUCUAAAAUCCUGUAAUCCAGGAGAAAUUUGACUAUUGGUACUAAAGGACCAACUUGCCUGCUUAAUGGUCAGUUUUCUUUUCACGGACAACAAGUGUUACUCUAUGCAAAUUAGCACUGGAAACCUCAAUUAACGCAGGAAUGACGUCGUAAUAAUCAGCUGAAGGAAGGACCAGAAACACCAUCAAAAUUUCCAGCUCUACAUGAUGCGGGAAUUAGUAACUAGAACAAGGUUUUAUAAUCUAUACCAGCAAAAGCAUUCACGAAAGAUUACAGAAACAUGCUCCACCAAAAUAAUAUCACAUUAUACACUUUACUAUCAAACAUAAGUUUGAUAUUGAAAACACUUCCGACAUCUACAAGUCACCAUAAUGAAACUGUAUUUUCCCUCGGGACAUAUGAUAUCCCCCAACUCACUGUUAAUUCCUCUUAUGUCUUAGCUGAAAUCAAUAAUUCAGCAUCUCGAAAUGACACUCAGAAGGAUUAUUUAGGCGGGCACAGUGUAUGGCAAGUUGUUUUAAUUGCGUUUUUUAGUGGGACUAUUGCUAUUGUAACUAUUAUAGGCAACAUAUUAGUGAUCUUAGCCUUUAAGGUUAACAAACAACUGAAAACAGUCAACAAUUAUUUUUUACUGAGCCUUGCCUUUGCAGAUCUCAUUAUUGGUGUAAUAUCCAUGAAUCUUUUUACUACAUAUAUUAUCAUGGAUCACUGGGCUAUGGGUAGUCUUGCUUGUGACCUUUGGCUUAUGAUUGAUUAUGUGGCAAGCAAUGCUUCUGUCAUGAAUCUUCUUGUUAUCAGUUUCGACAGAUAUUUUUCCAUUACAAGGCCACUAACUUACAGGACUAAGAGAACCACUAAAAGAGCAGGGAUAAUGAUUGGCUUGGCAUGGUCAAUAUCAUUUAUACUUUGGGCUCCAGCUAUAUUGUUCUGGCAAUACUUUGUUGGAAAACGCACUGUCCCCUCUGAUGAAUGCUUUAUCCAGUUCUUGACAGAACCUAUCAUUACAUUUGGAACUGCAAUUGCCGCAUUUUAUCUUCCAGUAUCAAUUAUGACAAUCCUAUACUGGAGAAUCUAUAGAGAAACCGAGAAACGUACAAAAGAACUGGCAGGUCUGCAAGCUUCUGGAACUAAAGCAGAGGUAACUCAAGUUGCUAAUAAAAAAAGAGGUUCUAGAAGUAACAGCUACAACAAAACCCAGAAGAAAUUAAAAUUCUCUUCUAGCAGAUAUCGGUGGUGUUCUCAUUAUUACAGAGCAAAGUUCUUCAAACCAAACACAAAGAAGAUAGAUCAAGAUCAAAGUAGCACUGAGAGCUGGAACAAUGUUGAUGCAAAUGCAUCACUUGAUAACUCAGGCACCUCUGAUGAAGAAGAGGUUUCUGAAAAUCCAAGAACAUUGUUUUCCAUUGUGUUAAAGCUUCCUGGACAUAAUUCCAUUCUUAGUUCAAAAAAAUGUCCGGAUACUAAACAAGUAAACAUAUCAUCAGGAAAAAAUCAAACCACACACCUCAAAUUAGACACACACUCAAUCAAAAAGGAGAUCAAGUUUCAAAGUAUUAACUCCCAAAAAAGUAUUGCACACAAAGGGACAUUACAAAAUGAAUCAAGAUCUACCGUGUCACAUCCUCAGGUGCUACAAAAUAUGACUGUGGCUGCUCGGACAAAUGCACUUAUAUCUUUCAAAGAAAUAACGUUAGCUAAAAGAUUUGCAGCAAAGACACGAAAUCAGAUCACAAAACGGAAAAGAAUGUCUCUUAUCAAAGAAAAAAAAGCUGCACAAACACUUAGUGCAAUUUUGUUAGCUUUCAUCAUAACGUGGGCUCCAUAUAACAUAAUGGUUUUAGUCAAUACAUUUUGUGAAAGUUGUAUCCCUCGCAUAUAUUGGAAUCUUGGAUAUUGGCUUUGUUAUAUCAAUAGCACAAUUAAUCCAAUGUGUUAUGCUCUUUGCAAUAAGACAUUCAGAACAACUUUUAAGACACUGUUGCUUUGUCAGUGUGGUAAAAAAAAAAGACGUACAAAACAAUACCAAUUGACUAAGCCCAUUAUUCACAAAAAUAUGGCCAAUGAGACUUUUUAA
This is a messenger RNA of Pelobates fuscus (common spadefoot toad), 2092 nucleotides long. It is a transcript of the gene CHRM3, whose product is annotated as cholinergic receptor muscarinic 3. Gene Ontology annotation, biological process: regulation of vascular associated smooth muscle contraction; chemical synaptic transmission; adenylate cyclase-inhibiting G protein-coupled acetylcholine receptor signaling pathway. Lineage: Eukaryota; Metazoa; Chordata; Amphibia; Anura; Pelobatidae. The transcript has 3 exons. Gene Ontology annotation, molecular function: G protein-coupled acetylcholine receptor activity; G protein-coupled serotonin receptor activity. Bases 299 to 2092 code for a protein of 597 amino acids. The record is from RefSeq and is a predicted model, not a curated record. Gene Ontology annotation, cellular component: dendrite; synapse; plasma membrane.